Messenger RNA from Oenanthe melanoleuca, 7633 nucleotides. It is a transcript of the gene SLC66A3, whose product is annotated as solute carrier family 66 member 3. The record is from RefSeq and is a predicted model, not a curated record. The transcript is spliced from 7 exons. The coding region runs from base 209 to 814 and encodes 201 amino acids. Lineage: Eukaryota; Metazoa; Chordata; Aves; Passeriformes; Muscicapidae.
UACUGCGGGCACUAUCCCCUCGCCGGGCCCGGCUCUUCCCUCCCCGUGCCCCGGGCAGUGCGGGCAGUGUCCCUCCCGCCGGGCCCGGCUCUGCCCUUCCCGCGCCCCGGGCACUGCGGGCGCUCCGUGAGGGCCGCGCCGGCGCCACCGUCCCACCACACCCCGGCCGCCGCUCCGCGGGCUCCCCGAGCCGUGCCGCCGCAGCGGGAUGGCGCCGGGGCUGCUGGACCUGGUGCACUUGACAACCUGGGCCGUGUGUGCCGUGAUCAAGCUGCCGCAGCUGGUGGCGGUGCUGAGGGCCGGCUCGGCGUGGGGACUCAGCGUGACCAGCCUUCUCCUGGAGCUGGCCGGCUUACUUGUGUUUCUGAGGUACCAGAUCUAUUAUGAUUACCCCCUGGAGACAUACCUGGAGUAUCCCAUCAUCAUUGCACAAGAUGCCAUUCUCCUUUGCUGUAUUAUGCAUUUCAGUGGAAAAAAGAAACGAGCUUUGUUCUAUACAGUCAUGUAUUGGGGGGUCUGGUACGUGCUAACACUGCAUAAGUGGAUAAUAGACAUAGCCAUGAAUCUGUGCACGUUGGUCAGUGCAGCCAGUAAGCUGGUUCAGCUGCAGCACCUCUGGCAGACCAAAGAUUCCGGACAAGCGAGCGCCCUGACCUGGGGCAUGGGUGCAUACACCUGUGCAACAAGAAUUAUUACAACUGUAAUGACUACGAAUGAUCUUGCAGUUCUCAUCCGUUUCAUAACCAUGCUCAUUCUCAAUAUUUGGGUCACAGCCACAAUUCUGCACUACAGGAAGACUAAAAAGACUGAUUAGAAGACAUCCAUCAGCACACAUACCAUUACCAUUAAAAAAAUGUAAUUAAGCCUAAAUAAUUUAAGAAUUCCUUAAAGAUUGAGGAGGCUCUCUUUCUCUAAUAUUUACCCUUUAGCAUACUUAUAGUAUUUAUAGUAUUUACAGACUUACAGUAUAGUACAUUCAUGCUUACUUUUUCUUAGAAAUAAUUCUGAUAAGAUACUGAAUUUAAGCAGCAUAUUUUUAUUGGUCAUUUCAGACAAGUUUCACUGAUAUCACAUUUUCUCUGGAUUUUUUUUACUACAAGUUAUUUAAUAAUUAGAUGUAUAUAUAUUCUGGUAUUACUUCAGUACUUUCUGGUUACACAUAAGCAAUUUUCUUCAAUUGUACAUGAUCAAUUUUGCACCAACAUACUGACUUAUCCUUCUGCUGCAAAACUGAAAAACCACAACAGAUGUUUGUCUUCUUGCAAGCAACUCAAUUAGUUCAACAUUAACUGUCUAAAUUUUAGGAUGAAGAAAAUCUGAGUCAAGGCUCAAUCCAGAAUAAGGUUCUAAAUGUCUUUUACUAAGUCACAAAUCCAGUUGGGAUUGUAGCACUUACAUGCAACACUUAAUAGUACAAUUUAUACAGCUGAUACAGGAUACCCAUAGUCACUUUCCUCAGUAUACCCAGUUUUUAUCAGGUAAGAGCAAAAACUCAACUAUUAAUUCUUUUUCAAUCUGAGCUCUCCUUCACUGAACAUACUGUUUUGGGAACAGCAAGGACUAGAGUAAAUGGGAAUUAAUGAAACUGUGACCAACAGUUGAAAAUGCUGUUCAAGCACAAGUUUCUGGAACAAUAUCCAGGAUUCCCAAACACCAUCCAUACUGACAGUGACAUGUGCACCUUGAUGCAUCUCAGCAGACUGAUCUCCCAUGGUUGUCAGGUUUUGGUGAUACUCCUCUGUGGUUCAUGAGUUUUUGGCCUAUCAGUGCUAAGUGUGUUGAAGAACACAGACUUCACUUAAACUUUCACUUCAGAAAUUCUAAUAAAUUUGUAGUACUUAGAGUAAAAAGGGGGAAAGGGACAACUAUUAACAGAGAAUUUUGGUUUUGAAAGUACUGCCUUCACAAUCAAAAGUUACAUUAGUCAUCAUAUAGCUUGCCUUCAUUUCUCAUUACAUUCCCCAAAAUUAAAAGAUACUACACUUCAAAAGAGUUCUUACAGUAUUCUGUUGAUUGGCAUGUAAAAACCAAGGCACCCUUGAUCUCAACACACUUGAAAACUAUGGGAAGACUGCAAUGACUAUAUUUGAGGCAGGUUUUCUUUGCAGCAUUCCAAAUUGUGUAACUGCUGUGGAGCAAAGGGAUCUGCAAAAGCAGGUGUUUCUGUCAGUGAGCACGCAGCAAUUGGAGCAGGGCCUUCACCAUCAGAAAACAGCUGCUUUGUACUCUAAAUUUUAGUGGGAAGGGCUGGGAAGAGAUGUGUUUGUGGGCAUUGAUUUCAUGUAUCCCACAUUACUGAGAGCAAGUCAAAGCUGAGCUUUUUAUUACUGCUCCAAUAAAAUGUAUAAAUCUAUGUUGGUUGGAAGAUUAAUUGUAAACAUUCUGAUUUUAAAGUGUAAAGCCGUGUAAAGUAUCUGAAGUGGUCUAAAUGGUGGCAGGAGGCAUGUGAUACAUUUUCCAGGUGAUAUUAAUAAAUGCUCUUCUUCAAGACUGAUAGUGUCAUUCUUACAGUAAAUUUUCAUUGCAUUUGAGUUUUUAUUGUUUCCAUAUAUGGAGAGAAAAUGAAAUAUUCAUUACAGGUUAUAAAUGGGCAACUUUCACCUUAACACUUGAAGCAUCAGGCUCAAUAUUGACCUGCCAAAUGCUAAAGAGCUCCAGCAUCUUAAAAUGAAAAAGCCACACUUGCUUUGUAAUUAAAGCCUUUUCUUGAUACAGAAGGAUUUGUAUGGAAUCCAAAUCCUCUCUGUUAUUGACAUCUUUCAUACUCCUGAGUGAUGCUGUAGCAAAAUGAAGCUGCUCCAUUUUUAGUUUGAGAUCAGCAUCUCAAGUUGGUUUUUUAUCAUAAAAUACUGAAAAUGCAUUUAAGAACAGUUCUUAAUAGGCUGCUUAACACAUUUUGAAUAAACCACCUUAGAAACCUGUGGGAAAAAACGGACUGAAGAAAACAAAACUGGGUAAUUCAUGAACUGAAGGUAAAGUAAUUUUGUGGACUUGGAAAGCUGGAGUUCAUAUUCAAGCUGCAAGAGAUAUGGAACAAAUCAGAAAGUAGCAGGAAAUAGUUUUACACACCUUUUCCCCUCUCAGAGAGCAACUUCUUUCACUUUCAUAAACAGAGGCACAUUAAAGUUCCAGGCAAGCCCCAUGAAAGCACAGACCCUGUGUUUUCCAGUAGGUAAAGAAUAAUCUUCUCAGUGGCUGGAUUAAAGGCAACAGCUUUACACAAAUACAUAGGCAGGAUAAAUCUUGUUAAACUUGUCAUUCUCCAGUAUUGGGGCAGACACAAGGAGGCCAUUUGCUGUGCAAUGCAGCAGCGGGGCAAGAACAAGCAGGGAAAGCAUCUUGGAUUUAUGGCAGAAGGUGUAAGCAAGUAAGCAGCUCUCAUCCACAGGGCUGGAAGUAAUCCAGCUCCAUUCACAGAUGCUGUAUGAGUGUGGAAUUACACACCUGGUGUCUAAUUGUACCAGUUCACAAUAUGCUCACAAGGUAACACAGCCUGUCCUGCCCUGGCUGACAAAGCAUGGGUGUUGUGGGUACUGAGUCUCCUUGUCUGUGAAAAGACAAGGUCUGAGUUCCAGUACAGUCCACUGAACAACAGGUAAGCUAGAAGCUCAUUUUAGCUGUAUGAGAGAGAAAACAUCACAAGAUUUACUAUUGAAAGAAUGAGGAUGUGAGUCCAGAGACAGCAGGCUGCAGGUCUGAGGAUGUGGACAGUGGAAGAUGUGUAUAGUUUAUUUUUUCUGGACUGUUUACAGUGAACAGAACACUGAACACAAAUGCAAAACCAUCCUCUCCUAACACUGGGCAUGCUGUGCAAAGUGGACCCAAGUAUCUUUCCCUGUGCUGCUCCAAUCCAGCAAGGGAUGCUACUGCUUGGACUGCUGCAGAGUCCCUGUCCCUGCCUGACCCCUGAGCCUCUGUCUGCCGUGCACUGUGCACGUGGCUGCUCCUGAUCCUGGCUCUGCUCAUCUGAGCUGCUGAAACAGGAGAGAAAGGAGUGGAGUGGGGAGGCAGCAACACCCCCCAAGUACUGCAGAUCUAGAGCUGCAUUUUAGUGCAGUUUGACUCUGGGGAAAGUAAUUCAGAAUUAGCUGAAUGGCCCCAGUCUUACAGAACACCUUCACUUAGUUCUUUAAAUGAGGUAAAAUUACUCUUCCAUCAAACAAUCAUUCUCCAUUUAGUGACAUAUGUAAUAGGGGGAAAAUAAAAAAAGGAAAUAACAGCUGAGUCCACACAAGGAACUAUUAUAAAUGAAAAGCUUCACAGAUAUGGAGAUAACUGAAAUGAGUAGUUUCCCAGCCAUGUAUUUUCCCUGGUGAUAAAUAAUUACUUCCCUCCAAAUUCUCUUCAGAUUGGUUUUUUCCACUCUCUUCCAAAUUCUUCCAUACUUGAAAUUCGUAUUUAUGUACAAAGCAGAACAGGAAAUGUCAUCUUUAUCACUAAUAAUGGUAUAAGGAUGUCUCACUUUUAAGUGAGGAAGCUGAAAAGAAAUCUUAAAAUAGGAUGUUAUAAAGUUCUUGGUUUGCACUGAAUUUAAUUUGCUUGAUUUUGAGCCAGAGUUCUCCAGGACACUUUGGAGUUCUCGGUGAUGACAGCUGCUGAGGUCAAACAGGUGCCUGGGAGCCACAGUGAACGCCACUGUAAGAAUCUGACAGAUCAUCACUUGUGAUGGAUCCAAUUGCAAGAUCUUGCCACCCUCACAGACUUGAGUCCUGAUGGACCUCAGGUGUUUCCUGCUUAAUGGCAAGACAGACAUACAGAUAUUUUCAAGUUAAAGGUGUCAGCUAUUCCAUUCUACAUUGGCAGUACUUUGGGGGAACCAUAUCUGUCUUGGAAAAAAAUCUAAUCUUUGGGCCAGGAGUAAAAUAAGAGACUUUUUACAUCAUAAUUUUGAUGAAAUUUAAGAACAGUUUAAAUAAUUUUCACAAUUUUGUUCAUAUCCUGUUUUGUUUCAUUAUUUCAUCUAGAACUGUCUUAAAUUGUCAGAAGCCUAAACAGGUACUUCUGUGCAUUAUAUGGUAUCACUGACUCACAGGGAGGGAGCUUUAAGAGGGCAGACACCUUGUUUUAUCUGUCAAGUAUUCUGGAAAAUGAUGUAAAGGACAGAACCUGCACCACCCUAAAAUGUGACAAGUUAAGUUGGCUAAUGAUGAUUCGGAUUCAAACUGAGUAGUAACAUGGUUCCAUGCUGGAAAUACUUACCCCCUUAUUAUAACUGAAAGUUAUCUGUGCAUAUGCCUGCUCUGGAAUGUACAAGAUUUCUGCUUUGGAAUGUGAAGGGUUUGGCCAGCAGCACCGAGACUCAUGCUAUAUGAAAAUCAUAAAUGGAAGAACACACAUCCUAUGCCUCAAUGUUGCCUCUGCCAUGUAAAUCGACUCUUAAUGAAGCUUUUGUAAAGCAUGUUUUAAAUAAUUACUGGAAAUUCUUUCACCUUUGAACAGCUGACUAUAUAGAGAUCCUGUAUAUAGAGUGGUCUGACUUUCAAGAGUCUGACCUAUCUUGUGAGAUUUUAUUUUUUUUCCCCAUGAAAUGCAAUGUCAGCACAACUUACAGUCCUCAUGGACUGUCUGAGCUCAAGGGUAUUUUCCUCUCUCAGGCUUGUUGGUUUAAGUUUGCACAAAUGUCCACCUUCCAGUAAUACAACUCCCACUGCUGUAGCUUGGAACAGAGCAGGAAGAGGAGCCUCCCUGCAUGGCUUCUGGUUGGACUAAAGGCUACACAGAUGCUGCUGAAACUCAGUGGCCCCCAGGUCACAGGGACUGUAAUAUGGUGGAAAAGAUCAUGCAGAUACAUGACACCAUGGGGUCCAGCAAGCAAAUUCAAGUCCUGAAGCGGCAGCCAGACCUGCUCCAAGAGCCUACUGGAAAAUGGAGUUGAGGUCAGAGACCAUGCAAGGUGAGCCAAUAUGAAACAGGGCUCAGAUCGUGAGGUACUCAGCUCCUUCAGUCUUAAAAAGAUUAAGAGAUUUAGUAUCUCAGGUAACUCCAAAAAAAAUUUCUACCAGGUCACUUGUUAAUGAAAAUCAUCACAUAUCAAAGGUAAUUCAGUGCUCAAAGUCUAAGCAAUUAGUGAUCCAAAGGAAAAGAAGACUGGCCAUGAUUUCACAAGCCUGGUAUACUUCCUGCUGGAUAGCCAUGCUUACCAAGUGGUACAAGAGUGUCCUGGGCAAAAAUCACCCCAAACAGUAAUGACAAAUGAAAGAAAUACAUGAUAUGAGGCCCACAGGGACAAUAUAAGACUAUGCAUAGAAGCAGGCAUGCAUCUCUGAACAAACACUGAAGACCUAGACCUUAAACUGGGGUGACAGGACUGAAGCAUCCCAUGCUGCUGUCUUGGCUGUGAAAGCAUUUCUGUGCAGCUCCUCCAACAAGUAAGGGCUGCAGGGACACGACAUUACUGGGCUCUGUGUCCUUUUUUCCAGGGUUAUGUCUUUCCAGAGCUCUUUAAGGCAUCAGGACUACAUACACUUACGACUGAAAUUUCGUGACCUUUCACCAUGACUUUAAUUUUGAAAGAUCACUUUAAUCAUGCAGCUUCAGAUUAUUCUUGCAGCUUAUGGGAGCAAAAGCAGCUGCAGUCAAAUCCAAGGCUUCACCCAUGCAGUAUCAAGCAGUGAUGUGGCUUGCUUACCUUUAUAAAACACUGCUUCCUGCCUACAAAGUGGAAAACUCCAAACCCCAAUUUUCAUUAAUAAGACCAGGUAAUUAGCAUCCCUCUGCCAAUGCAUUAUUUUCUCUAUGUCCCCAAUUCCUGGAGCUAUGUUUCUACAGCUACAGCUUUUCCAUUCAUUGCAGUAGUUUCUGGGGAGACAUAGGCUGGAUGUGUUUUGAGUGUUCUUCUCUGCCACACACAUUUCAGUAGACUUGUUUAAUUUCUCAGAUGAGAAUGUCUGAGUAUACACACUGGUCCACUUUUUAGGCAAGUUCAACAUGGAACACAAAUUGUAGUUUCAGAACCACUCCAUCAGCAUCUUUCUUGGAGAUUCAAAAGAAGACUCCUUCCUACCCUCCUGAGGGAUACCUCAAAGCAGCAGGCAAACCCUAUGAUCCUUGGGAUUCUGACAGAACUCUAAAUGACUCAGAAGAUCAUCUUAAAAAUAAGAAAUAAUGUUUUCAAUUUAAAAUUUACUAUGUGCAGAGAUGAUAAUUUGUAAAACACUGUAAUGCACUGAAAAAGGCACCAAGCCUGUCAGAGGUCAAGGAGUAUCUAGAUCAUGUUUUUAGUCAUAUGGUUUUAGUUUUAUGGUUUAGGUAGUUCUGUGAGAAGCAGAGAGUUGGACUCCAUGAUCCUUACAGGUCCCUUUCAACUUGAUAUAUUCUAUGAUUACAUGAAAAAAUAAAUUAAUCAUUAUUUUAACAUGAAUGUCAAGGCAAACUAUCCAGGAAUGUGGAGGAGACUGAAAUACUCCACUCAACUGAACCUUGUACUGUUUGCUCUUCUCCUCAAAAAUAGACUAAGAAGGUGAUUAAGGGUUUGUAAGAGCAAUGCAGGUAAGAAGUUUGCUUUCCUGUAAGUUCCCCCUUUUCACAGCAGCAUCCCAAAUACAACCAAGCACAGGAUGGGUAAAGGCACUUGGGACUAAAAUAUACAAUCCUCUUCUCCAAGGAUGAUUCUCUCAAAGCUAGAUGGGAAACU